Molecule: messenger RNA, 3449 nt
Organism: Spirometra erinaceieuropaei
Lineage: Eukaryota; Metazoa; Platyhelminthes; Cestoda; Diphyllobothriidea; Diphyllobothriidae
Source: the annotation of a GenBank genome assembly
AUGCCCUCAAUCUGGGUCAUGUUUGCCUUCAUCCUCUACGAGGGCAUCCUCGGUGGAUUGUCCUACGUAAAUACCUUCUAUCGUAUACUUACUGAGGUUAGUUGUCAUCCUCUCUUCUAUUACUGGCCCUCGUCAUCCUGUUUGUCACUUUAAUAUCCUCGGCUUAGAUGAACGCAUAAGUCCAUAAGGCAGGUUGCACUGGGACUUGACCAGUUUUGGCCACUUAUCCGUGGUUGCGACGCAUACCUUGGUGAACUUGCUUUUGCGUGUUCUUUUCGCGCCGUCGCCCCAACUGGUGUAAUGCUUUAUAGUGCACACCGACGCCAUUGCUGACAUAUAAUUUGUAUCAUAUAGCCAGUUGCGAACUUGGGAGGGAGGGGGAUCUUUGCCUUGAGCCCCUAUCCGAGAGCGAAGUUGAUCAACAUUGACAUGCGUUCCGGGGUUUCUGAGGUGCUUUUCAUCCAAGGUUAGUCGUAGUGUGUGUCAAUUCCUCUCAGCGCGCCUUCAGUAUGCGUAUUGUUUCGGUGCAAUCACUUUGUGGCCCAAAUUUAACAAAGAACUUUGGAGUAAACUCGUCGAAUCUGACUCAGUCCAAACUUUUAUGCAAUCACUCGAGUUUAUUAUUGCCAACUUCGUCUGAUAACGCCUUGUUUACACCUGCCCAACUGGUGAUAGUGCGUGUUGUGGACAGGCAUUUACCCCACCCUACUCUAUACUACCAUAUGGGCUUUUAGCUUGUACCCUUGGUAGGAGUAUGUUAGGGCAGAUUCCGGUGAAAUGUCAGUUUUGCUGGUGUAAACAUGCGCUCAACUGUUGAAGUUGAUAUUAUUCAACUCACAUGCUUAUUCAGAAGACGAGUUGACCAGCAUACGUUACUUUCUAUAAAUUCUCUUUAGGCCAGUACAAUUAUAUGGAAACGGGGUAUAGUCCAACAUGCGAGUGAUUGAAAAAUCGAUAAUAGUUUUAAAACACAGGCGGGGCGAGAGCGGAAAGGCGAAGAAAUUUGCAUGCAGUUAGUCAAUUAAGUUUCCUAUGCUAACUGAUUAACUUUUCGACGAGGUAUGCAACACAUAGAACCAAGGGAUAAUGCUUCAAGUGAUGUUUUAUCAAGUGUCAUAUAGGAGUGGUUGUUUACUUACCGAUCUGGAUAUGCUCAGAUUAGCAAAGUUGAGAGAUCCGGGUUCAUUAUUUGAAGAAGAAGAAGAAGAAGAAGAAGAAGAAGAAGAAGAAGAGGAAGAGGAAGAGGAAGAAGAAGAAGAGGCUCUCCGGAACAGGUUUAUUUAAAUGCUGACGUUUCAAAGAGCUGGGUCGGCUCUCCAUUAUCAAAGCGUAAAAUGCACUUAAUCGAUUAGAAAUUUAAUUUAAAGUUGCAUGUUUUGUUGGUCGGCCUCAUGCUGAUCGAUUUUUCUCUCCUCUCGCUGACCCGGCCUCUCGGGAGCUGGUUGACGGGCGUUUUGCCUGCACAGCAGAUGCCGCACCCACAGAGUUUAUUGCCGUUUGCGAGACGGAGGAUGGUUGCUGUUGAAGUGUAGGAUCUGUCUCGUGUCGGUGGAUUUUCGCAAUACUGUAGUUUGCAGCUGUCCAGUGGUACACCGGCGCACAAGUAAGUCAAGGACGGGCAGUUGGUUGUUUGUUUCUGCUUGCAUCGUAAAUUGGAUAUCCGGGUCAACCGAGUUCAGUAGUUCCUUUAGGUGCUCAAUGUCAGUUGUUUUGACAACGACGACGGUGUCAUCGACAUAGCGGGCCCAGAACUUUGGUUGAUACUUGGUGAACACCAAGUGUUCUACCCGUUGAAGAACUACUUCAGCGAUUAGGCGUGAUAUACGGGAGUCUAUAGGAGUACCUUUUAUUUGUUCGUACAUGAGUCCACCGAAGGUGAAAUAGGUCAUAAGGCAGUACCACAGAAGGCUCACCAACAGCAGUAGCAUCUGCAUAUCAAUUCCUCGAACGCAUAAAACAUCUGAAGUUAGAGCCAGACGAGUCCAUGGUAUCCUUUGAUGUCGUUUCGCUCUUCACCUCCAUUCCACAGCAACUAGCGAUAGACGUUGUGGACCAACUACUGGCAGAGCGUUAUGAAGAGAGAGACAAACCCCUGAAGUCUGAGCAUCUGCUCGAGCUUCUGUGAUGCUGCCUCAAGACCUAUUUCACCUUCGGUGGACUCAUGUACGAACAAAUAAAAGGUACUCCUAUAGACUCCCGUAUAUCACGCCUAAUCGCUGAAGUAGUUCUUCAACGGGUAGAACACUUGGUGUUCACCAAGUAUCAACCAAAGUUCUGGGCCCGCUAUGUCGAUGACACCGUCGUCGUUGUCAAAACAACUGACAUUGAGCACCUAAAGGAACUACUGAACUCGGUUGACCCGGAUAUCCAAUUUACGAUGCAAGCAGAAACAAACAACCAACUGCCCGUCCUUGACUUACUUGUGCGCCGGUGUACCACUGGACAGCUGCAAACUACAGUAUUGCGAAAAUCCACCGACACGAGACAGAUCCUACACUUCAACAGCAACCAUCCUCCGUCUCGCAAACGGCAAUAAACUCUGUGGGUGCGGCAUCUGCUGUGCAGGCAAAACGCCCGUCAACCAGCUCCCGAGAGGCCGGGUCAGCGAGAGGAGAGAAAAAUCGAUCAGCAUGAGGCCGACCAACAAAACAUGCAACUUUAAAUUAAAUUUCUGAUCGAUUAAGUGCAUUUUACGCUUUGACAAUGGAGAGCCGACCCAGCUCUUUGAAACGUCAGCAUUUAAAUAAACCUAUUUGGGUGAGCCUAUUUUCUUUGAACGGUCUGGAUCUUUCGGAAACCGUGAUUGUGGUUUCAUUUCAUGCGCACUUCUAAGGAGCGCAGAAAUUUUUUCCUCUCCUCGUUUUCUUCCUAUAGACUGAGUGUAGUUGCCGAAUUCUUGUCUUUCGUCAUCCGUCAGGGUGUCAAGGAGGGCUGUGCUUUGACACACAUGACGCCCAAGUUCUAUUUUUACGAGGGUACUUUCCAGUUGAUUCUUAGCGUAUCUCUUUAGGGUUUCUACAUGUAGCUCUAAUGCAUAUAUAAAGUUAGUGCCGCGCCUUGCAUGUCCGGUUACGACUACGUAAGUCACAGUGUGUUUCUUGUCUUUGGAAUAAAUUGUAAAAUUCGCUCGGAACACUGGAUUGCUACCAGAAGCCACGUGGACAAUGCUGAUGUUCCUAGUCCCGCUCAACUGCACAUGCAGCGGCAGAAAUCCGAUGAAACGCAUGUCUGAUCAUUAGGUUGAUAUUCGUGCUGUGAUUAAGAUGAUAAACAUAUGAGCGCGCAUUGUGCGUUUCCAAACAAAACCCUUAUUUUUAUCAUUUUAGACAGAGCCGGCCUACAAAGAGUACGUCAUGUCGAUCGCAGCAUUUGCGGAUGGGUUAGGAAUUACCGCUGCCGCUCUCCUCUCGAUUCCUUUGCACAACGCACUCUGUCGCCUACUCAGUUAG